AUGCUUCUCGGAGCAGCUUACCUGCUGCUCACCGGUGGCAUCUUCGUAGGCUUCUGUACCCUGGUGUGGAUCGAGGCCCGGAAGCGAUUUAAGAAAAAGAUCCCUGAAACAACACCAGAUGAUGAUGAUGCUACUUCAAAAGACCGUAUAGAAAAUGGAUUAUCUGUGCGCAGCCUCUCCAGAGAGAUCCUGAAUGAUUUCCCAUACUCACUUGCCAUGCAGAAAAAGAUUCUGUUAAACCUCAGGAUAGUAGAAUACAAGCUGGCCGAGCUGGAACAAUUUCUAGUUAUACAGGGCUUAGGUAAAGGGUACCGGCGGAUGCCCAAAAAAGGUCCAUGUUGUAGUAUUCAUGGGAGCCAGCAAUAA
Messenger RNA from Trichosurus vulpecula (common brushtail), 366 nucleotides. It is a transcript of the gene CT83, whose product is annotated as cancer/testis antigen 83. The transcript is spliced from 2 exons. Lineage: Eukaryota; Metazoa; Chordata; Mammalia; Diprotodontia; Phalangeridae. Bases 1 to 366 code for a protein of 121 amino acids. The record is from RefSeq and is a predicted model, not a curated record.